Molecule: messenger RNA, 2474 nt
Organism: Hippopotamus amphibius kiboko
Lineage: Eukaryota; Metazoa; Chordata; Mammalia; Artiodactyla; Hippopotamidae
Gene: DRG2
Product: developmentally regulated GTP binding protein 2
Exons: 13
Coding region: 100-1899 (599 amino acids)
Biological process (GO): cytoplasmic translation
Cellular component (GO): cytoplasm
Molecular function (GO): GTP binding; GTPase activity
Source: RefSeq, a predicted model, not a curated record
UUCCGGCGCACGCUGAGCUGCCGCCGUCGACGGGCCGGAGGUCACGGAGCCGCUGCCGCCGCCGUCCGUCCCGCGUGUGCGCCCGGUUCAGCCGCCGCCAUGGGGAUCCUGGAGAAGAUCUCCGAGAUCGAGAAGGAGAUCGCCCGCACGCAGAAGAACAAGGCCACGGAGUACCACCUGGGGCUGCUGAAAGCCAAGCUCGCCAAGUACCGGGCCCAGCUGCUGGAGCCGUCCAAGUCGUCCUCCAAAGGCGAGGGCUUUGACGUCAUGAAGUCGGGCGAUGCCCGUGUGGCACUGAUCGGCUUUCCCUCUGUGGGUAAGGCCGGGACCGGGACAAGGUCCAGGGUCCCCAGCAGAAGCAGGACCGAAGGCCGGGUCUCUCGGCCCCGGUCACACGCGGCCAGCUCCCCCCGUGGACCAGCGCACGGGGCCCCGUCUGGAUCCGUCCCCACUCACCCUUCCUCCCUCGCAGCCCUGAGCCACCGGCCGGCUCUGUCUCAGGCCGGAGGGUCCCCACGUCCUUGCCCUCCCGGGAGCAGCAGCUUUGUGCCGUGGGGCCAUCACCUGCUUCACGUUCUCUGGGCCCAGGGGGGUCUGGGGGGUUCGUGGAGCUGGGGAUGGGCCCUGAUGUGGUGGGAGAACCGCCUCAGGAACCAGGUCCCUGUGUCUACCCGAGAUAGGCCCGAGGCCUCGGGCACGGGGGGGCCUCUGCUCUUGACCCCCCCGGGCGGGGCCAAAGGUGACUUUUCCAGCUGUUCUCAUCACACCACCUCCAGGGCAAUGGGGUGGGUUCCCUGCGUCGCAGGCCCCCAGCGCGUGGGCUUCUCUGGGAGGUGGGGCGAGACUCCCGCGGCAACCACCUCCUUUCUCCAGUCCACCUUCCUGAGCCUGAUGACCUCCACGGCCAGCGAGGCUGCGUCCUAUGAGUUCACGACCCUGACCUGCAUCCCUGGGGUCAUCGAGUACAAAGGCGCCAACAUCCAGCUGCUGGACCUUCCUGGAAUCAUCGAAGGCGCAGCACAAGGGAAAGGCCGCGGGCGGCAGGUGAUCGCCGUGGCGCGCACGGCCGACGUUGUCGUCAUGAUGCUGGAUGCCACCAAGGGGGAGGUGCAGAGGUCUCUGCUGGAGAAGGAGCUGGAGUCGGUCGGCAUCCGCCUCAACAAGCACAAGCCCAACAUCUACUUCAGGCCCAAGAAAGGAGGAGGCAUCUCCUUUAACUCGACGGUCACGCUGACCCAGUGCUCGGAGAAGCUGGUGCAGUUGAUCUUGCACGAGUACAAGAUCUUCAACGCAGAGGUGCUCUUCCGAGAAGACUGCUCCCCGGACGAGUUCAUAGACGUGAUCGUGGGCAACCGCGUGUACAUGCCCUGCUUGUAUGUUUAUAACAAAAUCGACCAGAUCUCGAUGGAGGAAGUGGACCGCCUGGCCCGGAAACCCGACAGCGUGGUCAUCAGCUGUGGCAUGAGGUUGAACCUGGACUACCUGCUGGAGAUGCUCUGGGAGUACCUGGCCCUGACCUGCAUCUACACCAAGAAGAGAGGCCAGAGGCCGGACUUCACGGACGCCAUCAUCCUCCGGAAGGGGGCCUCUGUGGAGCACGUGGUCCUCCAGCGCCUGCAGCCCCACAGCCCACUGGGGGCCUGGAGGUGGGACGUGGGCGCGCCGGAGCUCACUGCCCACUCUCCCCCAGUGCCACCGCAUCCACCGCUCGCUCGCCAGCCAGUUCAAGUACGCGCUAGUGUGGGGCACCAGCACCAAGUACAGCCCACAGCGGGUGGGCCUGACGCACGCCCUGGAGCACGAGGACGUCAUCCAGAUCGUGAAGAAGUAGCGCCCGCCCCCGCCCCCAGCGGGACUCGCCGGAGCCCAGGCGUGGGCUCACACCUCUGCCGCUUCUAGACACUUCUCCAGUGGGCAGGUGGUGGGGCGUGUGUGGGGCCGAAGGACAAGGCUGGGGCUGGGCUGGGCUGGGCUGGUGGCGUUUCCUGUGAGACGGGCCCCCGGAAGGGGUCCUGCGUUUGGAUCCCUGGGCCUGUGCCACCGCGCCCCCUGCCCCUCCAGCGCAGAGGAAGCAAGCUGCUCGCCUGCCCCCAGCCGGGGCCUGGUGCAGAGGGCUGGCUCAGGGCAGGCAGGGAGCCAGGCCUGCCUGGGUCCCUGGAGGCCCCUUGGCUUCUGCCAGCUUCUCUGGUUCUCAGGGCGGGGCCGCCCAGGACAGAAGCCCCAUCCACCCCUCCGCAGGGCAGCCCCAGAGCUCUGGGGCUUUCAGAGGCGCAGCUCACACCCACCACAGCCUGACCAGUCCAGGAAGACCACCCCUCCCAGGGCAGUCCCUGCCUAGCACAGAGCCCAGGACCCAGCCUGGGGCAGGGAGUUUGCCGUCUGGGCUCUGCAUUUUCUAAAUCCCCCCCCCCCCCCCCCCCCCAAAAAAAAAAAAAUCUGAGCUCUCCUUCCUGAAAUAAAAGUUGAAAACAGUU